AGACCAGAGGAGCUGGGAAUCACACACGCCACAAUUUCAGCCAGUACCACCAGCCCCUCCCAAUCACCCAUCUGGGCAGCCGUCUCAAUGUCUUCGAGCCCAGCCGGUGGUUACAUUUCCUCAGAGGGCGCACACCAAGAGGCAAAGACCGCGAAAGUGUAAAUCGAGGCAGGCAAUUAACAGGCCCACUCCGAAGCAGAGGGAGAUAAGCCCUGAGAAGAUCAAGUGCACAGCAGAGGGGCAGGAGGAACAGAGGGAGUCAGGGAGGCUGCAAAGUUUACCUGUCACCACAUCAACAGCUAUCACACUACUGGGCUGGCAGCUCCACUCCACCUUGUUGGACUUUAACCUACCUGUUGCUGGCAUCGGCUGA
Messenger RNA from Pelobates cultripes (western spadefoot toad), 373 nucleotides. Lineage: Eukaryota; Metazoa; Chordata; Amphibia; Anura; Pelobatidae. The record is from the annotation of a GenBank genome assembly.